Messenger RNA from Rhagoletis zephyria (snowberry fruit fly), 819 nucleotides. The record is from RefSeq and is a predicted model, not a curated record. NCBI's taxonomy places the organism in Eukaryota, Metazoa, Arthropoda, Insecta, Diptera, Tephritidae.
AUGAAGUUUCUCAUCUCCCUUCUCUGCCUUGCCACUGUCGUCGUGGCAGGCCCUCUGAACAACAACAACCGCAACAACUCUGAAGGCCUUUUUGAGCCAUUUAGCUCCAACUCCGACUCUGGCUUCAUCAUCGGCGGUGUGCCCGCCCAGGACGGCCAACUGCCCUGGCAGGUGUCCGUUCAGCGAGGCUCAUUUCACUUCUGCGGCGGCAGCAUCAUCUCCCCACACUACGUCCUCUCGGCGGCCCACUGCUUCCGCGGCCUUUCCCCCACGCAGAUUCAAGUUCGCUACAACACACUGCGCUCCAACUCAGGCGGACUGGUGGCCAAGGUGGUGGAGAUCAUCAGCCACAAGGACUACUACGUCGGACCGCAGUACAACAAUGACAUUGCCCUGCUCAAGCUGGCCACCCCGCUGGUGCUGGGCAGCGCCAAUGCGCAGGCCAUUCCGGUGGCCAGCGCCGGGGAUGACCCUUCUUCGGGCAAUUUGCUCCUCUCUGGUUGGGGCGAUGUGGUGGAGGGCGCCAACAAGGGCACUACCGUUCUGCAGACGGUGCAGGUGCCGCUGAUCACUCGGGAGAGCUGUUCGGAGCAGUACAAAGGCACCUUUGUCAUUAAUGAAAACAUGUUCUGCGCUGGCUUCCCUUCUGGUGGAAAAGAUACUUGCCAAGGUGAUAGCGGAGGACCAGCCGUCCUCAAUGGAAAACUGGUGGGCAUUGUCUCUUUUGGCUACGGCUGCGCUCGAGCUGGUAAACCGGGAGUGUACACUCGCCUGGGCAACUACAUUGACUGGAUGAAGGAGAAGGGCGUCUCUUUUUAG